UGUCAUGUCUCGCGCGCGCGUCUAGUGUGAAGCUAGUUUCCUGCGCGAUUGAAAGUCAAGUGUAUAAACAGACAGAGAAACGCAACAGGAGAUAUCCGAACUAACGGAUACAUGCAGCAGAAGCAGCAUGGGGAGGUCGCGCAUGUCUGCCAGGAUGAGAUUUAGGAUGUAUAAGCUCUUCCUGUUGUGCUUGGUAGGGGUGUAUGUCAUUUCCAUUCUAUAUUAUUACAAAGCCCUGCGCAAUAUUCCACUGCUUCAAGAGCUGUACUCCUCCUCUUCACACCUGAAGACACUGAAGUUGGUCAGAGAUUUCUUCUGGAAUGUGCCGGAUACCAAAUUCCAGUUGAAUCAUGACAAUCGCAAACACGUCUAUAUUAAGGGCUUCCGUGAAAGAAUUGACCUUCAUGAAAGUACCUUUACCCUCCAUGAUGAUUCCACACCCUUUUUCAUCCAAACCAAAUCUGGAGCAAUGUGCUUCCAAAAGGGGACUAAUAUGUCUGACACUGUGUCUCAACGUGUGAUACUGCAGCAGCAGCAUCAUCAACAAGAUUCUAUCAAUGAAGGCAAGAAGGGGGUUAAGUGCGCCUGCCGCCAAGGCUGGCACGGACCUCAUUGUGGAAUACCUACAAUCGUGCAACAUUCAGAUCUCUCAACCAAGUCAAAAUUAAUGCCCAGAAAAGUUCCACGGCGAGUCAUCAAUGCCAUCAACAUUAACCACGAGUUUGACCUUCUGCACGCUCGAUUCCAUGAACUUGCUGAUGUUGUGGAUGUGUUUUUUGUUUGCGAAUCCAAUUUUACCACAUACGGUGACCCAAAACCUCUUUAUUUCCUGCAGCUGAUCCUCAAUGGAACGUUCGAUUACAUUAAGCAUAAGAUCCUUUACAUUUUUCUUGACCAUUUUCCGAAUGGUGGUCGUUCAAAUGGCUGGAUCGCCGAUGAUUAUCUACGAACGUAUUUGACAAAAAACGGAAUGUCUCGCGUUAAGGGCUUGAAAGCGGAUGAUGUUUUCAUUAUAGACGAUGCGGAUGAAAUUCCAGCACGAGAGGGAAUCCUUUUCCUCAAACUCUACGAUGGCUGGACUGAGCCAGUUGGGAUCCACAUGCGGAAAUCUCUGUACGGAUUUUACUGGAGGCAAUUCGGAACGCUGAACAUCUUGUCGGGUUGCACGGCAGCUAUGCUCUUUAAGGUUUACAAGGGCGAUGGAAUUCUUCUUCGACGACGGUCGUAUUACACAAUGUCGGGAUUCCGGGAGUAUGAGAACUCUACAGGACGUGUUCUGGUACCGUGGGCCAUCGGAAGCCCCGUUCACUAUGGUGGAUGGCACUGUUCCUGGUGUUUCAAACCAGAGGGGAUUUAUUACAAACUUAUAUCAGCCCAGAAUGGAGACUUCCCACGUUGGGGUGAUUACAAAGAAAAACUAAAUCUAAGUUACAUUCAAGAGUUAAUACGAACUGGGGGUUGGUUUGAUGGCUCAGUACCAGACUACCCACUAACAGACCCUAAAGAACGUAUGUAUGCUCCAAAAUACCUACUGGACAACUAUGAAAAAUAUGGAUACUUGCUGAAGAACGUAUACACAAAAGAGAAAGGUUAUAAUUUAAAGUUUAAUUAAAUAGGCACAACCACCUCAAUGUCAAAGUUUAGCACAAUGAGUUUUCCCUCAUACUUCAUCAAACCUCAGAUCCCACUACUGAGAAAAGAUAAUUUUAUAAAUGAAAGUGAAAACUUGAUGUGAAGCUAGAAUAUUUAUUCCAUAUAAAUGAUGAGCACAAGGGGGCUGAAACAUGGUCAUGUGUUGAAGCCCAAUAGACAGUAAUUCAAGCAAUGGCUUCCAUCUUCGUAAUGAAAGCAUUAGACCUACAGAGAGUUUUAUGGUCAUAUCGAUACUGCGUUAUUAUUUACACAUUGCUUUGAUAGUCGAUUUGCAUUUGCAGUCAUCAUAAAACAAUUUGUGUGUUGACACUUUGGUAAAACCAAUUUGCAAAGAUAUGAAAUGCAAAUGAAAAGCCUCAUCUUAUUGGCUAUCGUUCUGUGUAUAGUUGACUAAAAAUCAUGUGCUUAGUUGCUUAAAAUCAGGAGGGUGCCCAUGGGAAGUCAUGGGAAAACCUGAAUCGAUAUGAUUGAUAUAGAUUUUGUCUAUUUGUGUU
Molecule: messenger RNA, 2147 nt
Organism: Xyrauchen texanus (razorback sucker)
Lineage: Eukaryota; Metazoa; Chordata; Actinopteri; Cypriniformes; Catostomidae
Product: beta-1,4-mannosyl-glycoprotein 4-beta-N-acetylglucosaminyltransferase-like
Exons: 3
Coding region: 128-1612 (494 amino acids)
Biological process (GO): protein N-linked glycosylation; N-acetylglucosamine metabolic process
Cellular component (GO): membrane
Molecular function (GO): beta-1,4-mannosylglycoprotein 4-beta-N-acetylglucosaminyltransferase activity
Source: RefSeq, a predicted model, not a curated record